Molecule: messenger RNA, 984 nt
Organism: Dromaius novaehollandiae (emu)
Lineage: Eukaryota; Metazoa; Chordata; Aves; Casuariiformes; Dromaiidae
Product: glutathione S-transferase-like
Exons: 6
Coding region: 22-696 (224 amino acids)
Biological process (GO): glutathione metabolic process
Molecular function (GO): glutathione transferase activity
Source: RefSeq, a predicted model, not a curated record
GGAAAUCAGGUGCUUGGAAACAUGUCUGGGAAACCCAAGCUCCACUACUUCAAUGGACGAGGUCGAAUGGAAUCAAUUCGGUGGCUACUAGCAGCAGCUGGAGUUGAGUUUGAAGAAUGUUUUCUGGAAACAAGGGAUGACCUGCUAAAGUUACUGAAGAGUGGAGCCCUGCUGUUUCAGCAAGUGCCCAUGGUGGAGAUCGACGGGAUCAAGAUGGUGCAGACUAGAGCCAUUGGCAACUACAUAGCAGCAAAGUACAACCUCUACGGGAAGGACCUGAAGGAGAGAGCCCUAAUUGAUAUGUAUGUGGAAGCAAUAAUAGAUCUGGAUGAGUUACUCAUGAGCCAUCCUUUCCAACCAGCUGAUAAAAAGGAGCAACAUCUUGCUAAUAUUGUGGACAAGGCCACAAACAGACACUUCCCAGUCUAUGAGAAGGUUUUGAAGGACCAUGGACAGGACUUUCUUGUGGGCAAUCAGCUUAGCAGGGCAGAUGUGCAAUUACUUGAAGCUCUUUUAAUGGCAGAGGAGUGCAAGCCUGAUAUACUUGCCAGAUUUCCUCUCUUGCAGAGUUUUAAAGCAAGAAUAAGUAAUGUUCCCACAAUAAAGAAAUUUCUGCAGCCUGGCAGCCAGAGGAAACCACCACUACAAGAAAAAGAUCUUCCAAAAGUGCUGAAAAUUUUCAAUCUUAACCAGUGAGCAGCAAUCUAAAAUCACAGAAACUCUACUGCAUUUUCUCUGUGUUUCCUGAUAGUGGCAAAGUGAAACUAAUGAAAAUAGUUAAAAGGUUUUUUGAUCUCCCUUUCUCUGGCCAACAUCCGGCCUCUGAUUGGGUUUGGCCUGCUCUUCCUAAGUAAUUCAACUUGAGCACACCAGCAAAUGAAAUGGUUAAAUGAAUUAUGAGGUGCACAGGACAAAGCAGGAUGUCUUAAAUUACCGAUUUUAAGAGAUUACCUGAAAUAAAGUCUCGCUAUUGACAUUUAAAAA